CAGGUUGGUACUCACACGCCCGUGUAGCGCGUCGUCUGCUUUUGUUAUGAUUUGGAUCUUGAAAUCGGCAUCUCGCAAUCUUGCUGUGCAUUGUACUCCUCAGAACAGCCGUUACAACGAUACCUGUUUAGAGACUGUGACUCAAUCAAUGACACCGAGGUUUCUUCACGGCAGUCAUCUGGCAUCUAACGCAAUAAUACGAUGGCGAAGCUUUCCACAUCAAUGUGCUCCGUUCUAACCAAAAGUGCCUUGGAAAACCUAAGUCAGCGGAAGAUCCACACUGUUGUCGAUGUGUUGCUAGAAGAUCCAAAGAAACUCUCCGCAAUAUCAAAACUGGACUUUAAGGAUGUGAUCACCCUGAGACAAACUCUAGUUACUAACUACUCUCCCCUGCCUCAACAAGGCCUUGAUGCCUACAACGAUCUCAUGUCGAAAUGUUCAUUUAUUUCCUCGGGGAUUCAGACUCUCGAUGAUCUUUUAGGUGGUGGUUUUUUAACAGGAAAUGUGUAUGAGUUAUGUGGUCUAUCAGGAUCUGGUAAAACCCAGCUCUGCUUAACUGUUGCCACUAAUAUAGCCUUACGACAACAAAAGAUUGUUCAUUAUAUAGACACAAAACUUGACUUUUCUGGGAAAAGAGUUCAUUCUAUACUGGAGUCCAAAGAAUUAGAUGAAGAAGUAAUUGGUAAUACUAUGGAAAAAAUUCUUGUUACUAGAGUUAACACCUUUUCUGAGCUAUAUUCAUUUUUGUACCAUCUGAAGAAUCAAUUAGUGAGAGAGCCUGGAAGUAUUCGAAUGAUAAUUAUAGAAUCCUUGCCAGCUAUUUUUCUUCAAUAUAUGGGUAGCAAUAAAAUGGACAGUUUAGGCCUUUUAAACUCUUUAGCUAGCUUGAUGAAUUAUAUUGCUCAUGAGCAUUAUGUGUCAAUUCUAGUUGUCAAUUUGGCAAGUAAGUGGGUGGAAGAGGAAGCAGCUCCGCUAUCAGGUGAAGGGGAUGUUUCUUCACCUGUCCCACAAGUUGACAUAAAGCCAAUUUUAGGAAAGUAUUGGACUCAUAUUCCAAGUUCUAGACUUUAUAUAGAGCGCUGUGAGCAAUCAAAUGAAAGAAAAAUAUCUGUGAUAAAAAGUACGUACCUAGCGUUAGGAAAAUUCUGUAUGGUGUCUGUUACAGGUAAUGGAGUAACAUAGCGAAGACAUGUAAAGUGUGCUUUUAUGUGUGUCUAAUGUUUUCAUCAAAUGAAGUGUAUAUGAAAGGAAGUGUAUCAAAUAAAACUAAAACAGUUUAAAUGGAA
Molecule: messenger RNA, 1286 nt
Organism: Thrips palmi
Lineage: Eukaryota; Metazoa; Arthropoda; Insecta; Thysanoptera; Thripidae
Gene: Rad51D
Product: DNA repair protein RAD51 homolog 4
Exons: 2
Coding region: 202-1182 (326 amino acids)
Biological process (GO): DNA strand invasion; reciprocal meiotic recombination; double-strand break repair via homologous recombination
Cellular component (GO): centrosome; Rad51B-Rad51C-Rad51D-XRCC2 complex; replication fork
Molecular function (GO): four-way junction DNA binding; ATP binding; ATP-dependent DNA damage sensor activity
Source: RefSeq, a predicted model, not a curated record